Messenger RNA from Rattus norvegicus (Norway rat), 4093 nucleotides. NCBI's taxonomy places the organism in Eukaryota, Metazoa, Chordata, Mammalia, Rodentia, Muridae. The record is from RefSeq and is a predicted model, not a curated record.
UCUGUGUAGCCCUGGCUGUCCUGAAACCCACUUUGUAGACCAGGCUGGCUUCGAACUGGAUGCUUCGCAAGCUGGUCUGGUAUUUUUCUUCGGAAAAAGCAACCCCAAGAACAAGCAAAAUGGCUGCUCUCAUGACCCUUGUGACCAUAAAGAAAGGUUCUACCUGUUCCAGGGCAUUAGGGGUUGAGCUAGAACAAGCUCACCCUCCCCUAACGUGCAGAAGUCUCUUGAAAGCAAAUAGAAUCUAUGUGUCUUUGGUGGUGGUAGUUGUUGUUGUUGUUUGGGGGGAGGGGGUUUGGGUGAAACAAUCUCAUGUAGCCCAGGCUGGCCCGGAGCACUCUAUGUAGCGAUGGACGAUCUUAACUCCUGAUCACCCUGCCUCUGCCUCCCCAGAGCUGGGGUACCGGGUGUGUGCAGCCAUACCCAACAAAGCCAACUUGGUACCUAUCUUUGACAAGUUUCUCAAUGUACUUCCAGGAUGGCAAGGAAAUGGAAAAAAUUAAAAAAAAACAUUUGGACUCCAGCCCUUUAUUCCACUGGGCUUUGGGAAAAGCUCCACCUUGCGUACUCCUCCCGCUUCUCUGACAGAUAAGGCCAUGGAUAUAAACAAAGCUUAGUCAGGGCCAGACAUACAGACAUCCACGGACACACCAUGAUCAGGACACUGCUGCUAUCUGCCUUGGUGGCUGGAGCUCUCAGCUGCGGGUACCCCACUUACGAGGUCCAGCAUGAUGUGAGCAGGGUAGUUGGGGGUCAAGAGGCCAGUCCCAACAGCUGGCCCUGGCAGGUCUCCCUGCAGUACCUUUCCUCUGGAAAGUGGCACCACACCUGCGGAGGCUCCCUGGUGGCCAACAACUGGGUUCUGACCGCUGCCCAUUGUAUCAGCAACUCUAGGACCUACCGCGUGCUGCUGGGCCGACACAGCCUCUCCACCUCGGAAUCCGGCUCACUGGCUGUUCAGGUCUCCAAGCUUGUGGUCCAUGAGAAGUGGAACGCUCAAAAGCUCUCCAACGGGAAUGACAUUGCCCUGGUCAAACUGGCUAGCCCAGUGGCCCUGACCAGCAAGAUCCAGACGGCUUGCCUCCCACCCGCUGGUACCAUUCUGCCAAACAACUACCCCUGCUACGUCACAGGCUGGGGCCGGCUGCAGACCAAUGGAGCCACUCCUGACGUCCUGCAGCAGGGCCGUCUGCUGGUUGUGGACUAUGCCACCUGCUCCAGCGCUAGCUGGUGGGGAAGCUCCGUGAAGACCAACAUGGUGUGCGCUGGUGGCGACGGUGUGACCUCCAGCUGCAAUGGGGACUCCGGCGGACCACUGAAUUGCCAGGCAUCUAAUGGCCAGUGGCAGGUGCACGGUAUUGUGAGCUUUGGCUCCACUCUGGGCUGCAACUACCCCCGUAAGCCAUCUGUCUUCACCAGGGUCUCCAACUACAUCGACUGGAUCAACUCGGUAAGAACUGUCAUCCCUGAGCCCACGGCCCGCCCACCGUGAGACCCGCUGGGGUUCCCAGGGGCAGCAAGUGGAUCUCAUCUCUUUAUAUGGUCCCACUGGUGUGGACCCUCCAGUGCUGUCAGUGAUAUUUAUCUGCAAAGCCCACACCCAGGUUGAGACCCCUACAACCUUAGUUUUUAGCACUUAAUUCCCCUGAAGAGUGCUCCCCCAACUCCCUCAAGGCCAACUGUCUCAUCUGCCCCGGGACAAAGGACUAUUCGGUUCUAUGUUGGGCCACUCCCCGGCAUAAGUUAAUCUUCUGUGCCUGUGUGUCCCCAGAAAGUCCUCUUCUGGAAGCUCGAUUUCCCUUUUACUAUAAUAAUCCCAAAUUAUUAAAAGAAUAACAGAGGGAAUGUUAUAAAGUGCGUGCCUCGCAAAUACAAAGGCCGCAGAUCAAUCCCCAGGACCCAUGUAAAAAGCCAAGCGUGGUAGCCAGUGUUAUCCUAGUGCUGGAGAAGCAGAGACAGGAGGAACCCAGAGGCACGCUGGCUAGUCAGAGCAGUUAAGGACACAGGGGCAGUCAGGGAGGCAGCAGAGCAGGAGGAAGUUGGCAGUCAAGGGGCCCUGGGUGAGGAUGAAGGAACAUGGAGUCUGCAGAGGAAUGCUGGGAAGGGGGAGGACUCUGCCCAUAGGGUGUAUUUAACUCCGCCCCCUUGGUUUGCUUUUCUGUAAAAUGGGACUUGAACCGAGCCAGACUCCUCAGGGGGUACAGCCCGGUGUCCGACAGAAUGACUAGGGUGUUGGCUCGUGUGGCAGCGCCCAUGAAGAAGGGAAGCUGCCAUUGGCUCAUUAUCUCCAGCUCGGUGUGCAGGGAACCUUAAAUUGAAUUAGACUGCUGGAAAACCAGAUAUGAAGCGGCAGUUGUGAGCGAGUGCCUGAGGGAGCCGGCUGUCAGAGCCAGCCUGAGGGAGCUUCCAAGUUUGCCGGCUCUCACCUGCCCGCUUCUCAGUCUUUUGUCUGUCUGCUGGGUCUGUUCCGCACACAGCUAGACUCGACCCCAGAGCUCCCAAGAAAGUUUGUCAGGGCUCAGAAAUGGACCAGUGGGAUAGAGGGGCUUGGGGUCAAGCCUUAUAGAUGGCCUGAGUUCAGUCCCGGGUGUCCCGUGGUACACACAUGCGCACACAGCAAGUAAAUGCUUUUUUUAAAUCUUUUUUAAAAUUGAUUUUGCUCUUUUAAAAGUAAGUUAGAGGGGCUGGGGAUUUAGCUCAGUGGUAGAGCCCUUACCUAGGAAGCGCAAGGCCCUGGGUUCGGUCCCCAGCUCCGAAAAAAAAGAACCAAAAAAAAAAAAAAAAUUGACAGAGGGGACUCUAAAGCCAGCUUAGAGCAUUUCAAAGGAGCCGCGGUGAUUGGUUGGGAAGAUGCUUCUGGCCUUUGUCUCAGCCAGCUCCUCAGAUGUCUUUUGUGGUCCCAGCUGCUGCAUUAGUUAGCUCACAGCUGAGACUGGCAGCACCUUCGGGACCCAAAGCAUGACCUGUUGUCCCAGCACCUGCUGUUCCCAGCCACAGGCGGCACAGCAAGGCAGAUGGCCGAGGGUAGGAGUCAGGAAGACGAAAAGGGGAAAGCAAAACUUGCUGGUUACCUGGGCGGAGCUCCUGCAUUCCUGGGAGAGCAGCCACUGGGGGAGAAUGCUGGGGGACUAGGAGGGGAGGACAGGACAGGCAGGGGUGGAGCGCUGAGCAGCCAGCUGUCCCUGGAGAAGCUGCAGAGGAGACAAUAGGAGCCUCACAAGGUCCCAGCCCAAGGCUCUGUGUGUGUGUGUGUGUGUGUGUGUGUGUGUGUGUGUGUGUGUACAAACAGCUGCAACCCUGAGGGGGUGCCUCAGAGCACACCUGCCUAGACAGCCUUAGGUGAUGAGCCAAGGCCAACAAGCAGCCAACAAAAGGCACAAAUGACCCCGGCAUUCAUCCUUUUGGCAAAUGACCACUGAAAAAUUCCAGCAAUAUAAAAAUAUUGCUUAUUAAAGGAACAUAGGAGCGUAUCACGCAAAUAACGAAGAUCCCCUGGCUUUCACCUUUGUCCCACUCUACAGAGGCAAUCACUGUGAAUUAUAUGCUAUGUGUUCAUCUGGGCCUUGUGUGCAUAAGCCAAAAAUACAAAACCAAACCAAAAAGUCCUGUAUUGCCAGACGUGGGGUACAGAUGUAUAAUGGCCAGUACUUGGGAGUCAGAGGCAGGAGGAUUGUUUUAAGGCCAGCCUGAGCUACAUGAGACCCUGUUCUCAAAACCAGCCAGGCAUGGUGGUAAUGAGGCCAGCCUAGGCUACAUAGUGAGUCCCAGCCUCAAAACAAACAACAAAGAAACUCCCACAACUACUUGUGUAGAUUGUCUUCUAACAAAAGCCACGACAGUCACAUUUUAUUUGUUUAAUGAACUCAGUGGUCAUUGUGAACUGUGAAGUGUCUUCAGCACAAACAUCACUAGAGACGUUUAUUCUGGGUCCUGAUUUUUGUUUUGUUUUUGUUUUUCGAAACCGGGUUUCUCUGUGUAGCCCUGGCUGCCCUAGAACUCACCCUGUAGACUAGGCGAGCCUCAAACUCACAGAGAUCCACCUGCCUCUGCCUCCUGCCUCCUGCCCUGCCUGUGCUGGGAUUAAAUGUGCGAG